ACGUCAUGAUACUGGGCCGCGUUUUGCUGAAACCAGAGGAAUGCGACACACUUUGUAUUUGCUGCGAUGCUUUUCUGUGUUAAAACGUACUCGCGUUAUUAUUUUUGUGUACACGCCGACCUUCGUCAUCGGUCACCGGGUCCGGUUUCUUCCCCGAAGAAGUAACGACGAGGGAGUUUGAUUUCUUCGCGGAAACAACUUUGUAGCUGUUUUUCUUCUUCUUCUUCCCGGAGGUCUCCCGCAUGAGAUCAGGUGGAUCGUAAGUCGCCGGACCUGUGACUACAAGUGAGUUAUCGCGAGAGGAAAUGGCUACUUUUCCGCCUUGUGUCGAGGUGCGGCGGCGCGUCAAAACAAGUUCCGACUUCAGGUCUGAUGCUCGGCUGCAGCUGCCACAGGCGCCAUCAUGUUCACCAAAAAGAAGAAGUCUCGCAUCCAGAUCUCCGCUCCAUCCAACUUUGAGCACCGCGUGCACACAGACUUUGACGAGCAGGAGCAGAAGUUCGUCGGGCUGCCGCGGCAAUGGCAGUCGCUCAUCGAAGACACGGCCAAAAGGCCCAAGCCCUUCAUCGACGCCACCGUCAUCACUACUGUAGAGCCGCGCAAGACAAUUGUACGUGGCAGCAAGCUUGGCGUGGACGGCUCUCUGACCUGGCUGCUGGAUGAGUUUGACACCAUGUCCGUGACUCGCUCCAACUCCCUGCGACGGGGCAGCCCCCCAAUCCAGCCUCGCAAGGGCUCUAGCUCUUCAGGAGGAGGAGGAGGGCAGGAGAACGGUGACCCUCACUCCCGACACUACUCACACGCAGACAGAGACCAACCCAGACCGGAGCACCACCAGAGUGGAGGUGACCACCGCCAGGGUCCCCGUGUGCUCCGUCCUCAUUGGGAUGAGGGAGUCCAGUGUCGCCCCCAGCAGCAGCCCCGGGGCCAAGAGCCCAGCCGCACCCACAGGGACAGGCCUGGCUCCGGCCCUCCUCCUCCACCUCAUAGAGACCGAGAGCAUCGGGACCGGGGUCAGGAGCAGGUGGCUCACAGGGAUCAACCCAGUGAACUCAGGCCAAAGUCCAGCUACAUGGUGCGGGACAGCAGCCCUCAGUCUCCCAGGGACAAGAGGCCUCUCUCCGGGCCCAACAUCUGCACCCCUAACCUUCCAGUGACGGAGGGCGUGAUGAAGACUGCCCAACAGACCACGCGGCCGUUUAACACCUACCCGAGGGCGGACAGCGAGGGCGGACGCAGCCCCACAGGACAGCCGGUUCGACACCAGGACUCUUCCCCUAAAAACGGCCCCUCCAGCGGCUCCACACGAGGCUCCUCCAGCUCAAAGCCCCCUGUAAGCCACCCGCACCCUCAUCACACUUCCCACCCCAGCCUGACCCCUGAGGCCACCCAACACCCUCACACCCAGCACCCCAACGUUCCGGCCCCGCGCCCCCCCGCGCCCUCUGGGCCCCCGGCGUCGGGUGCUCCGCCCCAGGGCCGCUCGCCGCAGAAGGAGCCCCAGAGGGUUUCCCACGAGCAGUUCAGAGCGGCACUACAGAUGGUGGUGGAUCCCGGCGAUCCACGGACCUACCUGGACCACUACAUUAAGAUAGGGGAGGGGUCGACGGGGAUCGUGUGUAUCGCCACAGUGAAGACCACGGGGAAACUGGUCGCCGUGAAGAAGAUGGACCUGAGGAAGCAACAACGCAGAGAACUCCUCUUCAAUGAGGUGGUGAUCAUGCGGGACUAUCACCAUGAGAACGUGGUGGAGAUGUACAACAGCUACUUGGUGGGAGACGAGCUCUGGGUCGUCAUGGAGUUCCUGGAGGGGGGAGCGCUCACCGACAUUGUGACGCACACCAGGAUGAACGAGGAGCAGAUCGCCACGGUGUGUCUGUCCGUCCUGAAGGCUCUGUCCGUCCUGCACACGCAGGGCGUGAUCCACAGGGACAUCAAGAGUGACUCCAUCCUCCUCACUCACGAUGGCCGCGUGAAGCUGUCAGACUUUGGGUUCUGUGCCCAGGUGUCUAAGGAAGUGCAAAGAAGGAAGUCUCUGGUGGGAACCCCCUACUGGAUGGCACCAGAGCUCAUAUCCAGGCUGCCUUAUGGACCGGAGGUGGACAUCUGGUCUCUGGGUAUCAUGGUCAUAGAGAUGGUGGACGGGGAGCCGCCAUACUUCAACGAGCCGCCGCUCAAAGCCAUGAAAAUGAUCCGAGACAACCUGCCCCCCAAACUGAAGAACCUGCACAAGGUCUCCCCUCUGCUCAAGGGCUUCCUGGAUAGGAUGUUGGUGCGAGACCCGGCUCAGAGGGCCUCGGCCAGCGAGCUUCUCAAGCACCCCUUCCUGACGAAGGCGGGUCCGCCGUCCUGCAUCGUCCCCCUGAUGAGGCAGAACCGGAUGAGAUGAGACGCGCCACAACGAGCCCUCCGGACCGCGGAGGGGGCAGCGCGUGAUGGAACAGAAUACUCCUGCACACGGAUAGAGGUGGACCGCAGAGGUCAGAGGUCACAGCAGUAGAGAGGUCUGCGCUUCAGGGGCGGAGCUCUCGGAACGAGCUGCAGAGUGCAAGCUGGGUGUGCAGGAGUAUUCUCUCUCUCUUAUGUGAAUCACUGAACUGUGGGAAGUGUCUUCCCUAAAUAUGAGGCAAUAAGGCGGUGUGCUUGCGUGUGUGUGUGUGUGUGCGUGCGUGCGUGCGUGAGUGAGUGAGUGAGUGAGUGUGCGUGCGUGAGUGUGAACAUGUAAGUGUAUAAACAUAGUUGGCAGCACUGUUAAUGACAGUGUUUUAACGGCUCACACAUGGUGUGAGAGCAGAGGAGCCACAACGUGCCCGUCGAGUGAUUUAAGCCCAUUUUCACUCAAACAUUUUGGUUUUAAUUGAAGACCUGGAAAGAUUGUGGCUAUUUUUCCAUUUGGACCAUACCUGGAUUAUAAGUGUGAAGUUGGGGUUUUGCACACCAAUUGGAUGCUUUGGAGGAGCUGUGAGCCCGUUAGCGGAUAUUUUUAGAAACCGGUCGGAUCGUCAUUUUUAAUCUCACUGUUUUGACGCUCUGGAAGUCCGAAUGCCUCUCACUACAAAGACUUACUCCGCGGACGGAUCCCGGACUCGGACACUACCCUCGUCACACCCAGAACCGACUACUGAGGGAGAAACACUUUUGACUCAGUAAUGAGUCACACAGACUUUUAUUUUGUAGCCCUAUAAAUUCUAGCUUCCUGUUGAAAACACGCAAACAUACACUAAGUCGAAAAGGUAAACACUGGAGUUGUGUUUUUUUUUACAGAUGCAUUUUCCUCUUAUUUGCUCCUUAUUUUGAUGUGUAAGUACAAUGAACAUAGAGAGAGAUAUCAGUUUUGAUGUUUUGCUAUCUCAAGUUUAUGAAUGUUUUGUUGUUGUUGAUAUGAUUUGUUUCCUGGUUUAUUUUAGACAGAUGUGGUGAUUUUUGAAGCACUGUCCCGAGCGCUAAGAGGCUGCACUGCCGGUUGAUUCCAGCACGCAGAUGAUGGACACUUGAUAUUCCAUCGGGUCGUUUUGUAGACCAGAUGUGACUCAAUGAGUCGGAGUGAGUCACUCGAGCAGGAAGAAGGUUUACACCAACACAACAAUGUUCCCACUUUGAACUGAAUGGACAACAAAAUCCUUUUUAUUUUUACCGUAGUGUUUUUCGAAGAGUAGGCUUAUCAGCACAAAACUAAACGGUUCUUCUUGGGUAGAAAAUGAACCUGAGCUGCUUUUUAGGCAAUCGGCGAGUCGUUAGUGUGUUUUUUAUUCCGUGUUUCGCGGUGAUUCCUCGUAACGCCAUCGCUCCCCUUCAACAAACCGUUCUCCUGUUGCGUCGCCUCCGUGUUUGAUUUUCCUCGUUAUUGCAUCCUGAAUCCACCUCACGGACACACAUGGAAAGGAGUGUAGCGGAUCAGGUGUGCUUAUUGUUUUUGUGUUGGCGUCUGCAGGAAGAUCCAUUCUGGACACCCCUGAUGACACACACAUGACAGUCCUGUCACUUUAUGAAUUUACCCACCAAAAAUACUUUGCACCCGGCCUCAAUUGAUUUCACGAACGGGUGCAACAGGAGUGCUGCAGCGUGAUGUGUUUGUGUGGUCCAACCAGGAAGUUGGCGUUGCACUGGUUCCCCAGACAAAAAGCCAAUGGGAUUUGUUCCUCUGGAUUAUUGCAGAGAAUAAGAUCUGUGGCAAACAAAUGUUCAUGAUACUUUUGUUCAGCAAGAUAAUCUCCUCCACUUUCAUCAACCGCCUUUCUCAAGGCGCGCUAAAGCUUAAAAAUGCACAGGAAGGGCAUCUACUGAUGUAUUUUAGAUUUGCAGAACACAAUGUUCUCAUCUAAUCUUGUGUUAACCACAGACCUUAAACCACAAAACCCAUCGACUUCAAGACGGGGGAACCAGAGGUCUAUAAGAGGAUUCUGUUCCUUUGUCUCAGAAUGUGCUGAACACGGCUUUCAUGUUGGAGUAAAUCACCCUGUUGUGACAUGAUGUUGUGUUUUUUUUUUUCCCACAUCAGGACAUUCAAAUCAGUCACUGCAAAUGAAUAUUUACUUUCAAUUCCCCUGUGGUGUCAUCCGGCCUCGGCAGCCUGAAUGACACCACAGACCGCUCUAUUAUCGCCCCACUUGUGCCCUGAAGGAGGCGUCUGUCGCGGUGAGUUUCACAGGAGACGCCACUAGAGAUGCAGCUCCGCUGGGGUUCAACGUUCUCGAGCUAAUGCGACAUGAACGCGGCCCGCAGAACAUCCCCCUCUCGAGGUCGAGGCUGCUUCUUUCUUUACUCUGACUUUUCUCGACCCUGAAUGCCUCCUGCUGAUCUCGUGCUCCUUGAAGAUGAACACUCCCACUUUAAGAUGGCGUCUUCGGUCACUUUGUGUCGAGCCUGCAGGAGGGAGGCAGUGAAAAAAAGGCUCUGUUUUAUCGAGGAUUUCCAAAAAUAAUCAUUCGGACACCAAAUCUAAUAUUUACACGUUAGUUUUGGCCUAAAAAGAAGAAAUAAAUGGUUCAACCUUAUCGUUUAGUGGAUGGGAGAAAUAACCUUCGAUUUUUAAUUUGUUUCCUAAUCCAGAAAAGGCACAGGAGAAGAGGAUGAAGGCUUUUUGAAGCAGGAAGGAUUUAGUUUCUAACAUUGUGUAUCUUGUGUGUGUGUGUGUGUGUGUGUGUGUGUGUGUGUGUGUGUGUGUUUUCACACAAACCGAUACUGACUCACGGAUUACGAAACGUGUUGUGGGUUUCAUGUUGUCAUCCAAUGGCUCCGCUGAAUGACAAUCAUUCAUCAGUCACUAUGUUUUGAAUAAUCUUUAAACAUCCUUUGGGGACUGACAACAAAUAGACUUUAUAGUGAAGCUGAGGACCUGCUAAAUGCAUGCUGGUGCGUUUCCUGAUGUAUCUUUAGAAAAUAGAACAAACGGUCGUGUUAUUUUUCGAGGGAAAUAUAACUAGUUCCCUCCAAAAAUAACAUAACCGAAACCCCCACAAACUGAAUAGGAGUAAAAUGUCGUCAUAGAAUAAAGUGAAGCAGGUCAAUUGGAUGACAUGUUGUAGCUUCUCCUUGUUAAACAUUCCCGUCAUGGACCCUGAAGCCUUUCCUUCUCCUUCUGGUGUCGAGACGUUUGCAUUCAUCACAGCCGUAAUAAUAAAUAUGAAUUAGAAAGUGUUUUUGAGAAUCGAUGCAGUAUCACAAAACAUAAUCUAGUGAUUCUGUCGUGUAUCCAAACUCUUCUUGCACACCUAGUAAGCUGUAAUCUUGGGCCUGUGACUUUGUUCUCCAAAUACUGCAACAAAUGUAGCCUUAAUUCUCUAAAGAAAAUCCCAGAUUAUUUAUUUUGCUCAGUGGCCCAAAUACUGGUUCCUUUAGUGUGUUUCCUAGUGUUUGUGUGUGUCUCUUGUCCAAGUGUGAACUCCCACUCUGGUCAUACAGACUUCUUUGUUGUUGUUGUUGUUGUUGUUGUUGUUAUUCCUCAUCCCACAUCAGAUCAGUUUUCCUUUAAUUAUCAACGUGGACUACAUUUUAUUGGGCCGUGUGGAGGUUGUGCCCGCUCGUGACUUCCUGCCUUAACAUUUACAAUCACUACUUCCGACUGUUGGAGCUGGAGGAGCGCUUGUGACGCACACCUCAUGUGGUGUUCAGGGAACCCUUUUCUUUUUUGUGGGCUGAAACGUUUGACGCUUCAGAUCGAGGAGGAUGUUUCCGGGGUCGGCCUCCAGGCGGCGCUCUUCUCUGUUUACCAGAGCUUCCCAACGCUGCCCGUUGAUCUCUUUAUUGAUGGCCGUUCAGGGUUUAGUGCCUUGCUUUGCGGCCGUGCGUCUGGUUGUGAUCACAUCGACCAACCGGCAUGCGCUUUGAAACGUGACAAAUAAAAAGCGGAUUUUUGUUGCAGUUGUGCCAUGUUUUGUCGACUGUUCCUCCCACCAUCUGGUUUUUGUACAUUUCACUAGUGUUGUCAAAAACAUAGACUUCACUUUGCAAAUUUAACUUCUUUUCUUUUCAAAUACAGAGUUUGUAAAAGUCA
Cyclopterus lumpus (lumpfish) is the source of this 6493-nucleotide messenger RNA. It is a transcript of the gene pak4, whose product is annotated as p21 protein (Cdc42/Rac)-activated kinase 4. Gene Ontology annotation, molecular function: protein serine/threonine kinase activity; ATP binding. Gene Ontology annotation, cellular component: cytoplasm. Lineage: Eukaryota; Metazoa; Chordata; Actinopteri; Perciformes; Cyclopteridae. Gene Ontology annotation, biological process: intracellular signal transduction; protein phosphorylation; regulation of MAPK cascade. The record is from RefSeq and is a predicted model, not a curated record. The transcript has 11 exons. Bases 404 to 2389 code for a protein of 661 amino acids.